AUGUCAGACGUCGAGUGGCGGGUCCGCACGCGCGGGUCUCGAGUGCGGGGCGCGCGUGCAGUCAUGUGCGACCGGCGCGAGCGUGACCGCGCGCGACUCGCGGAGGGGGGUUGGCGACGGGGUUGGCGACGGGGUUGGCGGCGGGGUUGGCGGCGGGGUUGGCGACGGAGGGCGAAGGGCCUGUGUGCGAAGGGAGGUGGUGGGCAGGAUGGCAGAUGGGGGAUAUAUUUUUAUUACACAGUGAAGGUGAAGCUGGCGAUGGUGGCCUUGUUCCCGAGGUCGGAGACGCCGGAGCGCGUGAGGAUGACGUUCCCGAAGAGGGAGACGCGGAGGUUCCAGUUCGUCUCCCCGCGCCGGCAGUUGUUGAAGUGCGUGAGAACGGCCGUGUACUUGCCCUUCUCGAGUUCGUUGCCCAGGCGGUACAGAACGGCCUCCUUCCCCGCGGGGAGGAGCACGCACCCGGCGACGUUGUUAUCGUUGUUCAGCUUGCCCACCUCGCUGUUAGGGUUCCCCUUGGCCAGAAUGUCGCCGUCCGGCUCGAUCACGCUCAGGUCCAGGUCGUCAGCCGAGUCCCAGAAUAGCUCCACCAGGAGCUGCGGGUUGCGCGUUGUGAACGACACACAGCUCCUCUUGCGGGUGCUCUUCACCGUGGUGCGGACGAACCCGUCAUCACCCAGCAGGUCGUACUCCGUGAUCGGGAGCACGACACAUAGAUCCUCGAGGUAG
Chondrus crispus (carragheen) is the source of this 726-nucleotide messenger RNA. RefSeq lists its product as hypothetical. NCBI's taxonomy places the organism in Eukaryota, Rhodophyta, Florideophyceae, Gigartinales, Gigartinaceae. The coding region runs from base 1 to 726 and encodes 241 amino acids. The transcript has a single exon. The record is from RefSeq and is a predicted model, not a curated record.